AUGUCGCCACCGAGCGAUGCUUCCAAAAUUUCUAUGAAGGGUUUCUCCUUGGGCGCAACGUCCAAAAAUGGCUCAGCGAAACCAAACAGCAGACCACAUCCUAAAUCUGGCCUAGGAAAGCGACCUAGAAACUCUUUCGCGCACGAUGAGGAAGAUUCCGAGGAUUCGGAUUAUGGCACAAGUGCGAGAAGAGGAAAAUACGAGGCUGUUACUGGGUUUGCGGAUGGGGAUGUAAUUAAAGAGGGAGAAGAGAAGAGAGUGGCGGCUCCUCUGGUCAUUCCGAAACAAGAGAAUAGGGAUUGGAAGGGAGAGGCAAGGGAGAGGAAUGGCAGAGGAGGAGCAGGAGCGUCAAGAAGGAGGAAUUUGUUACCGGAGGAGGAGCAGAAAAGGAGAGCUAGGGAAGGGAAAGAUGACGGUGCGGAUGUCUUUAAUGGAAAUGACGCGGAGAUUAAGUGGGGAUUAACUGUAAAGACAAAGGUCAAGGAGGAACUAGAUGAUGAUGGGGGGACAAUUGAGCAGGCGGCGGAAGUGGAAGAAGUAGAAAAUAAGCCAAAGUUAAAAACAGAAGAUGAGCUAGCAGUUGAGGCGUUGAUGGGCUUGGAUUCGAAACGAAAAGGGCCAGAUUUGAUUAUCCCUUCUGUAAAUGGAAAUGGAGAUGUCAAUGAAUUCGCUUUGGAAGAAGAUGCGUAUAGAAAAGCUAUUGCAUCAGCACCUGAUGUUUCGACAUUAGAAGAUUACGAGGCGGUACCGGUGGAAGAAUUUGGAGCGGCGCUAUUACGAGGGAUGGGCUGGGAUGGCAAAGAGAGAAAGGGUGGUGGAAAGGAAGUAAAGAGGAGACAGAAUUUACUAGGCCUAGGAGCGAAAGAAUUAAAAGAUGCAGAAGAACUAGGGGCUUGGGUGCAGAAGACUGAUGCUAAAAGAUUACGACCUGGAGGGUCGUCUUAUUCACGUGGAGGAAGUGAUAGAGACAAAAAAAAAAUUGGUGAUUACGCUAGGGAGAGGGAUGAAAGAGCUUAUCGUAGAGAUAGAGACGAGGGUCGAGACAGGGAAAGGGAAAGGGACAAAGAACGUGAUCGUGACAGGUCAUAUAGGAGAGAUAGGGAUGAUUAUAGAGAGCGCAGGAGAUGA
Messenger RNA from Sclerotinia sclerotiorum 1980 UF-70, 1128 nucleotides. RefSeq lists its product as hypothetical. The record is from RefSeq and is a predicted model, not a curated record. Bases 1 to 1128 code for a protein of 375 amino acids. Gene Ontology annotation, cellular component: spliceosomal complex. Gene Ontology annotation, biological process: mRNA splicing, via spliceosome. Lineage: Eukaryota; Fungi; Ascomycota; Leotiomycetes; Helotiales; Sclerotiniaceae. The transcript has a single exon.